AUCGUUGUUAAAAUGUCGUCCUUUUCCGCACAGUCCACCAGUGAAGAAGUCUGCCAAGUCCUGGCGGACCACAUUAAAGGGAGCAAAGUCCUAAUUACUGGUGUCACACUGGGCAGUGUAGGAGGCGAGGCAGCUCUUCAACUGUCCCGUCACCAGCCGGCUCUCCUGGUCCUGGCCGGUCGCAACCUGCAGACUCUCCAGGCUACCGAAAAUGCCAUCAAAGCCGAGACACCGGAUGCAAAUACUCGUCUCCUCAUUCUAGACCUCAGCUCGCAAGAAAGUGUCCGCAAGGCAGCUGCAGAGGUGAAACUAUCCGGAGCGCAUCGAUCAUCUCAUCAACAACGCAGGCAUCAUGGCGGCACCGUACACGACUACUCCAGAGGGAGUGGAACUGCAAAAAUUAUAAGCGGAGGGUCUAAGGUUCGGGUGGUGAACGUCAGCAGUGCUGGCCAUAAGCGUGGACCUGUCAGGUUCGACGAUGUGAAUUUUGAGAACGGGAAGUGCUAUGACAAAUGGCAAGCAUACGGCCAAAGUAAGACAGCUAAUAUGCUCUUUACCGUAUCACUGGCGGAGAAAGCAGGGGAGAAAGGGGUGGAGUCAUUCAGUCUCUAUCCUGGACGACGGGAGACUGGCAUUGGAAGACAUUUGAAGCCAGAAGAAUGGGUCAUGGCUGGAUGGAAACAUGAGGAUGGGAGCAUUAACGAUGACCCCAAGCUGAACUGGAGAACAGCCAGCCAGGGAGCUGCUACCUUGAUUGUUGCGGCAUAUGAUCCAAGCAUUUCUGAUAAAAACGGUUCGUACAUGGUCAAUAACAAAGUAAAUAACGGCGAGGCAGUCGACUACGCUCUGGACCCGAAAUAUGCGGAAAAGCUGUGGAAGCUGAGCGAGGAGAUCGUUGGCCAGAAAUUCGGAUACUGA
This is a messenger RNA of Aspergillus vadensis CBS 113365, 918 nucleotides long. RefSeq names its product short-chain dehydrogenase. The record is from RefSeq and is a predicted model, not a curated record. The transcript is spliced from 6 exons. Lineage: Eukaryota; Fungi; Ascomycota; Eurotiomycetes; Eurotiales; Aspergillaceae. Bases 13 to 918 code for a protein of 301 amino acids.